Messenger RNA from Ziziphus jujuba (common jujube), 2574 nucleotides. RefSeq lists its product as uncharacterized. NCBI's taxonomy places the organism in Eukaryota, Viridiplantae, Streptophyta, Magnoliopsida, Rosales, Rhamnaceae. Gene Ontology annotation, biological process: base-excision repair. The record is from RefSeq and is a predicted model, not a curated record. Gene Ontology annotation, molecular function: DNA-3-methyladenine glycosylase activity. The transcript is spliced from 5 exons. Bases 1121 to 2260 code for a protein of 379 amino acids.
AACAAUAAACAAAUCCCAAUCCAUCGCACACAGUGUCUCUCUGUCUCUGUGUUUCAACCAUUCUCAUCCCACUUCAAUUUUUCUCUCUCUAAUAAAGAAAAAAGCUUUGUUGUGAGAGAGAGAGAGAGAGUGUGUGUGUGUGUGUGUGUGUGUGUGUGUGAGAGAAAUUCAACAACACCUCUUUUAGAUCGAAUUCUCGCUAAGCGGCUUUUACUCACCCCGCAUUUUCUCGGAAAACUUUCUCUUUCCCAUCAUUUUCUCGGAAAAAGUAUGGGAAUUGCUAAAGACACGCUGUUCUGUCAGCUUUUCUCUCUCCCAUGUGUGUGAGAGAGAGUGAGAGACUGAAACGACAUAGUUUCAUAACCUCCCCUUCCCUCCCUUCACCCUUCCUGCUUUUCUUUUGAGAAUUGCAGUCAGAGCCAACCCCCCUCCCCCCUCUCGUUUUUCCACGAAUUGUAGAAUGGGAAUCUCUGGGUUUCGAGGCUCUUUGAAAGCUCAUUUUCUUUUUUUUUUUUCUUUUUUGGUCUCUACUGAAUUAACCAAACUGUGUGUAUAAAGCCCUAGCUUUGACAUCAAAAGGUGAAACCAUUUUCUGUCCUUAUUAUUAAUUUUUUUCCCCCCUCAUUUCCUAAAAUGGGUCUUUGCUUUUUAGGGGUUUUGGGCUGGUUUGAAAUCUGAGAUUUUGGUAUAAAAAAAUUAAAAACAAUAAAUGGGGGUUUUAGUCGUUUAUUUUUUGUGGGUUUGAUGAGUUUGAAAGUUUGGGUUUAGUGAACUUCAGCAUUUUAUCGUAAAUCAAUUUUUGGGGUUGCUAAAGAGUGGAUUUUGUUGAUUUGGUGCGGUUGAAAAUUUGAGAUCUAUGUUGGGGCUUUGCAGAGCUGGGUAUAUGAAUAUAUACCUCUUGGAAGCUUAAUGUGAUUGUUCGUUUAUGGGAGUUUGUGCAGUGAUCUGAGCUUUGGAUUGAAUGUAUCUGAAAAUGGAUGUUUCAGUGCAUUUUCGUAUAUGGGUUUUGAUGAAAUACUGAGGAUUUGAGGGAGCCCAUAAAGGUUGGAAAUUCUCAGUGAUUAUAAAAAGGUCGCUGCCUCUUUCAAAAUUUUGUUGUUGAACCAGAAGGUAUCUAUCAAUGUCAGGAGCUCCAAGAGUGAGGUCCAUGAAUGUGGCUGAUUCAGAGUCAAGGCCUGUCCUAGGACCGGCUGGGAACAAGGCUGGGUCAUGGGGUACCCGAAAAACUGCUUCAAAGCCACUGAGAAAGGUUGAGAAGACGCCUGAGGAGGUUACAUCCGCUGAAGAGAAGAGAACCCGCCAAUCUUCCACAGUCACUACUACGUCUCCUCAGCUACAUUCACUCAGUGUUCCAUCGGUUCUUCGCCGGCACGAGCAGUUAUUGCAUUCCAAUUUAUCGCUGAACGCUUCUUGUUCCUCUGAUGCGUCUACGGAUUCCUUUCACAGUAGAGCAUCAACUGGUAGAUUGACUCGGUCAUAUAGUGUAGGGAGUAGGAGAAAGCAGCAUGUUUCGAAGCCACGAAGUGUUGCUUCUGAUGGAGGAUUGGACUCUCCUCCUGGUGAUUCGCAGCAGAAGAAGAGGUGUGCGUGGGUGACGCCUAAUACAGAUCCCUGUUAUGCUGCUUUCCACGAUGAAGAAUGGGGAGUUCCGGUACAUGAUGAUAAGAAAUUAUUUGAGCUCCUUGUCCUUUCUGGUGCUUUGUCUGAACUUGCAUGGCCUGCCAUUCUAAGCAAAAGGCACAUCUUUAGGGAAGUUUUUGCAGAUUUUGAUCCAGUAGCUGUCGCAAAUUUUAAUGAGAAGAAGAUGAUAGCACCAGGAAGCACCGCAAGCUCCCUGUUAUCGGAACUAAAGUUGCGCGCUAUCAUAGAGAAUGCACGGCAAAUAUCUAAGGUGAUAGCUGAGUUCGGAUCGUUCGACAAGUACAUUUGGAACUUUGUGAACAGCAAGCCUAUAGUUAGCAGAUUCCGCUAUCCUCGCCAGGUUCCUGUAAAAACUCCAAAAGCAGAUUUGAUAAGCAAAGACCUAAUGAGGCGGGGGUUUCGAAGUGUAGGGCCCACGGUCGUAUACUCUUUCAUGCAGGUUGCUGGAAUAACAAAUGAUCACCUCAUUAGUUGUUUUAGGUUUCAGGAGUGUCUAAAUGCAGCAGAAGGGAAGGAAGAGAAUGGCAUUGAGAAUGAGGCAGAGGAGAAAAAAACCGAAAACGGAACAGAAUCAGACUUAUCCAUUGCUAUUGAUGAAUUGAGUUUCUCCUCAGAAUGAUGAAAAGGAAAAUUGGAUUGGUUUGUGGCAGAUGGAAACCUCCACUCCCAAGUUCAAUCAUCAGUUUUACUGAAUUGACCGUUUCACAGCGUUCUUCUACAUCAGGUAGUAAGGAAGGUGAUUUCUGUAAGGAAGGUGAUUUGUGUAUAAAUUCCAUGUAUUCUUAAUCUUCAUGAUGGAUUUUUAGAAAAUUAGAUUACUUCCAAGUGAAUUGUGCUGUCGGUGCGGCUUCUUGACAGAGCCAUCGAAAACUGAUGUACAAUUUUUUGUACAGUUGAAAGGUGUUUAGUAACCAGAAUUUUCAUUUUUAAAAA